Molecule: messenger RNA, 1647 nt
Organism: Mesocestoides corti
Lineage: Eukaryota; Metazoa; Platyhelminthes; Cestoda; Cyclophyllidea; Mesocestoididae
Source: the annotation of a GenBank genome assembly
AUGAGAAAUGAUGGUUCUUUCGCUUUGGCCUGCAAGAGUCGCUAUUUCCCAGGCGAGAUUGUCGCUACCCGGCGCGGCAGUCCGCUUCUUCUUGGUAUCAAAAGCAAGCAUCGAUUGACCAUGGACCAGAUCCCGAUUUCCUAUCCAACAAAGGAACGUUGGGGUUCGCACUACUUCGUUGACAUGGACGGUGACGGCAGCGAAAGUGGAUCUGCGAGUUCUCCGCCACCACCGUCCACCCCACACACCAAUCCCGAGUACCAGCUCUCUGCCCAGUCUGAUAAGAAGGACAUUGAAUUCUUUUUCUCGUCCGAUCCCAGUGCCGUAAUUGAACACACAGACCGCGUUAUCUACCUGGAGGACAACGAUAUCGCCGCAGUGCGCGAUGGGACCCUUUCGAUUCAUCGUAUUACCAAAAAAGCCAACGAGCCAUCGGUUCGUGAUAUAGUCACACUCCACCUCGAGAUAAACGAGAUCAUGAAGGGUAGCUACGAGUACUUCAUGCAGAAGGAGAUCUUUGAACAGCCCGAUUCCAUUCUCAACACAAUGAGGGGUCGUGUGAAUUUCAGUGAUCUCUCCAUCGUCCUUGGUGGCAUAAAGAACAAUCUUGUGGACAUCAAACGAAGUCGUCGGUUGAUGUUCAUCGGUUGCGGUACCAGCUACAACUCUGCCAUUGCUGUGCGUGAGCUUCUAGAGGAGUUGACGGAGUUGCCGGUGGUGGUUGAGUUGGCGAGCGACUUCCUCGAUCGCCGCACGCCCGUCUUCCGCGACGACGUCUGCAUCUUCAUAAGCCAGUCGGGUGAGACAGCGGACACCCUGAUGGCGCUGCGCUACUGCCUUGCGCGCGGGGUGAUGACCUUGGGAAUCACCAACACCGCUGGCUCGACAUUGUCCCGUGAAACGCACUGUGGCAUUCACAUGAAUGCGGGCCCUGAGAUCGGCGUCGCCAGCACCAAGGCCUACACCAGUCAGAUCAUCACCAUGGUCAUGUUCGCGCUUGUCCUCUCCGAAGAUCGAAUCUCCCUCCAGGCCCGUCGGAGGCACAUUAUCGAGGCGCUUGGCCGUCUACCAGAGCAAGUGGAUUCUAUUCUCAAGAAAGAAGACGCAAUUAUCGAGAUGGCUGAAAAUAUGCGCAACGCACGAAGUAUUUUGGUUCUUGGUCGCGGGUACAACUACGCAACCUGCCUCGAAGGAGCUCUAAAACUGAAGGAACUCACGUAUAUUCACGCCGAGGGCAUAAUGUCCGGAGAACUGAAGCACGGACCGCUGGCCAUGGUAGACGCCGAGAUGCGCGUCAUCAUCAUCGUCACGAAGGAUCGUCUCUACGAGAAGAUUCUAAAUGCACUCCACGAAGUCCAUUCUCGUCGGGGCAAGCCGAUUGUGAUUGCCAACGAAGGUUCGGACGACUACUUAAAGAAACUCGCCAGUGUGGUAUUCGAGGUGCCACAAACUGUUGACUGUCUGCAAGGCAUUCUGGCCGUGGUGCCGCUGCAGCUCCUUUCAUACCACAUUGCCCGACUCAAGGGCCUUGAUGUAAGUUCCAUGUUGAGGCUGCCUUCGUCGUUCACUUUGGGGGUGUGGCACGUGUGCUUUGUUUUUCAGGUCGACUGUCCGAGGAAUUUGGCCAAGUCUGUUACGGUGGAGUAA